Molecule: messenger RNA, 5384 nt
Organism: Syzygium oleosum
Lineage: Eukaryota; Viridiplantae; Streptophyta; Magnoliopsida; Myrtales; Myrtaceae
Product: putative disease resistance protein RGA1
Exons: 9
Coding region: 322-3849 (1175 amino acids)
Biological process (GO): defense response to other organism
Molecular function (GO): ADP binding; protein binding
Source: RefSeq, a predicted model, not a curated record
GGGAACCAGCUUUUGGGAGAUCUGGUUUGGAAGAGUUCAAAACAAUGCUAAAUAUUUUAUAUAUAAGACCCUUGCUACUUUCUUUAAGUUCUCACUCUCAUAACUAGCCUCUUUAGUCUCUUGACUUUCCCCAGCGGUGCCAUUGAUCUCUGUCUCUUUCUGGAGUCUUGCCCAAUCUCAUCUCUCUCUCUCUCUCGGUCUUGCCAACACCGUCUCCUGUCCUCCUCUCUUGAUCUGGCCGGUUGUGGCCUCGCCUUUGUUGGUCGGCUGUCGAUCAGCCCACGAUUAGCCAGAGAAGACAAACAAAGAGAGAGAACAAAAAUGGCGGAAGCUGCCAUCGUCAGCAUUGUUGGAAAGAUCAUUACUAAUCUGGUUACUCAAUCACUAGAUAAGGUUGGAAAGUUAUGGGGCGUCAAGCAUGAACUCGAGGUGCUUGGGGACACUGUCUCCACGCUUCGGGCCGUACUAGACGAUGCAGAGAAGCAAUCCCACCAAAGUGGCCAAAUCCAAGUUUGGCUUGAGAAAUUGAAAGAAGCAUUCUAUGAUGCACAAGAUGUGCUUGAAGAAUUCAAUAUAGAAGCCACACGACGAGAAUUGAGGGGCCACAACACAAUGAUCAAGGAGGUAAAGGCAUUUUUCUCAAGUUCAAACCAGCUUGCCUUUAAACUGAAGAUGAGUUACAAAAUAAGAGCAGCGAGGGAGAGAAUAGAAGCCAUUAAUGCUGGUAGGAGAUUCCACUUGGCCGAGCACCCCGUGGAUUUGCAAGUAGAGAGAGAGUGGCGGAAGAGAGAAGAGACACAGUCAUUUAUACGUGAGGGAGAUAUUAGAGGGAGAGAUGAUGAUAAGAAGACGAUCAUAGAAUUCUUAUUGGAUUCAAACGUGAAUGAGAAUGUUUCCAUCCUUCCAAUAGUUGGCAUUGGUGGGCUUGGAAAAACGGUUCUUGCGCAAUUUGUAUUUAAUGAUGAGAUGGUCACUAGACAGUUUAACUUGAAAAUAUGGGUUUGUGUCUCUAAUGACUUUGACAUGAAAAAAAUAGUGAAAAAUAUCAUAGCUUGCGCAACGAAGAAAGAACCAAUAGAGGUUUCGCUGGAACAAUUGCAAAGAGAAAUGAGGGCAGCAAUUGAUGGAAAGAGAUAUCUCUUAGUUUUAGAUGAUUUGUGGGAAAAACACCAGUCAACAUGGCUGAGCUUGAAGACUUUAUUACUGGGAGGUGCUAGAGGAAGCAAGAUCCUUAUAACUACACGCCUUUCUUCGGUUGUGGAGAUCACUGGCACUACUCCACCUCAUCUUCUUCGUGGCUUAUCUGAAAGUGCGUCUCUUGAUUUAUUAAUGCAAAUGGCUUGUCGAAAAGAAGAGAUGCAAGAUCCUGACAUGCAAGCUAUCGGCAAAGAGAUAGUUAGAAAGUGCUCUGGGGUUCCAUUAGUUAUUCGAACCGUUGGGAGUUUACUAUUCUUUAAGAAAACUAAACUUGAAUGGAUGCAUUUCAAAGAUAAAGAGCUCCAAGAAGUGUCUCGAAGCGAAGACGACAUAAAAUCGGUUCUUAGGCUAAGUUACAACCAUCUACCUUCACAUUUGAAACAAUGUUUCGCAUUGUGUUCAUUGUUUCCCAAAGACUAUGAGAUAAAGAAGCAAACUCUGGUCAAUCUUUGGAUGGCAGAAGGAUUUAUCCAACCAUCAAAUAGAAGUCAACAUUUAGAAGACAUUGCUCAUGGAUAUUUCAUGGAUCUACUAUGGAGUAACUUCUUUCAAGAUUUUCAAGAAGACAAGGAGACUUGCAAGAUGCAUGAUUUGAUGCAUGAUCUAGCCUGCGUAGUUGCAGGGAAUGAGUGUGGGGUGGCAUUGGAUGACACAAAAUCCAUAAAUGAAAGAGCACGUCAUCUAUGUGUCGGUGACCUUCCAAUCUCACACUUGAAAGCAAGUCCCCUGAGAACAUAUCUCUCUUGUAUGCUACGACGAAUAAGUGAAGUAGAUUUACGCCAACUCAUUCAAAGUUUCAAGAGGUUGCGCGUCUUGGAUCUACAUACCACAUAUGUAGAGAAGGUGCCAAGGUCCAUUUGUAAGUUAAAGCAUCUCACGUAUCUCGACCUCUCUGGCAAUCGUGAACUAAAAAGGCUUCCUAACUCCAUUACGAGACUGCAGAAUUUGCAAACACUUAAUCUCAACAACUGUUGUGCCCUUGAAGAAUUGCCAAGGGGUAUAAGGAAGUUAGUCAGCCUUCGAAAUCUAGACAUAGAUGGUUGUUGGAAGCUUGGUUAUUUGCCACGCGAACUAGGGCAAUUGAGUUCUCUGCAUAGGCUAACACGCUUCAUUUUGCCCAAAGAUAAAGCUCUUGCUAAAGAUUGUUGCGAACUUGGGGAGCUAAAUGGGCUUAAUGACAUCCGGGGAAGCCUUAGAAUUGAGAAUUUGGGAAGUGUGACAGAUGCCGAAGCAGAAUCCAAGGCUGCGAACUUGAUAGGGAAGCAGUCUCUGGAAUCUUUGGCACUUGAAUGGGGUUAUUUCAAUACCGGUGAUGUCGCAAAUAGAGAUGAAGUGCUAUUAGAUGGAUUGAGGCCGCACUCAAGUCUGCAGAAGUUGACGAUCAAUGAAUAUAGCGGUGAGAGCUUUCCAAGGUGGAUGAUGGAUAGUCUCGUGUCUUCCUUGUCCAAUUUAGUUGAGGUAUGCUUUGACAAUUGUGGAAGAUGUAAAAGUCUCCCUCCAUUAGGCCAACUACCUCGCCUCAAGUCUUUAUCUAUUUUGGAGCUGCCUGAAUUGGAAGAUAUCGGGUUAGGCCAUUCAUCCACUUCAAUAGCAUCAUUUCCUAGGCUAUUGGAAUUGGAUAUCCAAAACUGUGAAAAAUUGAAAGCCAUGCCACUGGCUCCGCGUCUUGAGGAGUUAAUGCUGACUAGGGUCCACCCAGCGUUGAUAAAUAUGAUAGUUGGCCUUAAUAAGUUGAAGCGUCUAGAUAUCGAGGAGAUGGAGUUUCUGGAAUGUGUGCCCGAGGAGUGCUGGAAAAGUCUCGCCUCCCUUGAAAAGCUUUACAUAAUGGAUUGUCAUGGGUUAACUUCUCUCUCAAAAGCACCACCACCACCACCACCACCCCUGGGUAGGCGACAUCAAUCCAACCAGGUGGAUCUCGAUUCUUCGGAUUCUGAGGAGCUGGAUUUAUCCAAUCACGGCGAAAGCAGCGGCGGCAACAGCAACAACCUCAUCUUGGAACUUCACAGUCUCCGCUCCGUGAGACUCUGGGGACUUCCAAAACUAGCAUCUCUCCCACGGUGGCUUCUCCAGGCCAGCAAUCUCGAGCAUCUCUCUAUUCGGUAUUGUUCGGAGCUGGAUAAAUGGGAUUUCGAUGGAGUACUCCAUCACAGUCUUCGGUCCCUGUGGAUCGAAUCUCUUCCAAAACUAGAAUCUCUCCCACAGUGGCUUCUACAGGCCGGCAAUCUCGAGCGUCUAGAUAUUUGGGAUUGUGAUGAGCUGGAUAUAUGCAAAGACGAGAGCGGCAACCUCAUCUUGGAUUUCGAUGGACGACUCCAUCAGAGUCUUCGGUCCCUGUGGAUUCGCGGCCUUCCCAAACUAGCAUCCCUUCCACAGUGGCUUCUCCAGCUCAGCAAUCUCGAGCAUCUCCAAAUUUCCCGUUGCUCCAAUUUGAAGGCAUUACCAGAGCAGAUCGAGGCCCUUCAAUCACUUCAGCUGCUUGAAAUCAUAAAUUGCCCCUCGUUGACGUCAUUACCAGAAGGAAUGCGAAGGCUUGCGUCCCUUACUCACCUGAUAAUCUACGAAUGCCCAGAAUUGGAGAGGAGGUGCAAGAGAGAUGGAGGCGAGGACUGGGACAAGAUCGCUCAUAUCCCCGACAUACAACCUCUUUACUGAAGAUAUGGUGUGCAAUCUGCUCAUUUGAUUUCCACGAGGAGCGAAGUUGCCUGCACGGUCCGAUGAUUCUGGGAGGACUCUCGUACAUGAAGCGAUGUUAUUGUUAGCAUUUGAAAGCAAUGUUGUGUAAACUAAAAGCUGCAAAUUGUUUUGCAUUAUAGUAGAGUUUCUGAGGUCUCUCUGUGAAGAGUUUGAAGAGAAACGCGAUGGUGGGGAGAGAGAGAUAGAGAGAGAGAGAAGGGAAAUGCGCAUUCUUGUCUUGCCGUUCAGCCAUUCUAUAGAGAUUCUCAGACUAGGCAGAAAUGGCGCAGAUUUUGGCACCAAUGACACAAUGCCAGUUGAGGAUCACAAAGGAAUCACAGAGCGACAGUCCCAUGACAGCAAACACAUGGAUUUUUCUCUUGCUAAAACAGAAGAAGAGUGGAAGCACCAAGAGCUUUUCUAAGUUUAGGGUGUAUGCUUUGAAGUUUGAGAACACUACUAUUACAGGCUUGAGAGUCUUCUCGACUUGAAUGUCACGCCCUGCACCGAUCCAAUAGUUGCAAAUCACAUUUGAAUCGGAGGUUCUGGCAUUGAUAUGGGCAGCAAAUCGAGGUACUAAUGGCGACAAUAAGAUAUAUCGCCAUCUCGCCUGUUUUUACGGGAAAAAAAAAAAGCACAGAAUUGUUGCCAUCAACUCUGGCUUCUAUCGUGCAGUGGGAGUACCAAGAGGGACCAAGCAUGGGAAUUGAAGCGGGAGAUUAUAUAUGGUGUUCGAGAUACCUUCUCGAGGGUGAAUGGAAUGGUGCAGGAUGCCACACUAACUACAGUACCAAAAGCAUGAGUGAGAGGGAGGCUUUGAAAUGAUAAAGAAGGCAAUUCUGAAUCUCUCACUUCGCCAUGAGGAGCACAUUAGCGUCUACGGAGAAGGAAAUGAGAGAAGGUUGACAGGAAAGCAUGAAACAGCCAACAUCGACAUAUUUUCUAGGGGACUUGCCAACCGUGCUUGCUCAAUCUUUGUGGGUGGUGACCUUGAGAAGCAAGGAAAAGGUGUUGUACAUCAGCUUCAGCCUCAGUAGUCUAAGCUACAUAUCAAUGGCAGUCUUGAGCUACUUAUCUGCCCACAAGCAAGUUCAACUCUAAGCUAGCUAUAUACGCCACUUGGUCCCUCGGCCAUAUAUUCUCUCAUAGUUUCUCCUACUGAGAGUAGCCAAAUUUGCUAUAACAAGAAGAAGCUCAUUGUUGCUGCCAUAAGGACAAGUGUAUCUGCCAGCACAAUAGUGAUUGCCCUAGUUUUCUCAUAUAUUGAAGUGCUCAUGGACAGAUAUCCAUUAAAGAGCUCCUCGUGCAUCUUAAAGAACAAAUUAUGCUGCUUCGUGAGCCAGUAUCACAUAUACAAUUGAGAGUUUCUGAUGUGUUUCUGCGAGAUAUUUCAUUUUGCAUUGUCUUCAUCAGUAUUGCUCUUCGUAACUAAAUUUGUAGUAGGAGAGUUAUUCAGCACACUCCAAUAUAGUGGAACAUUUCAACAUCGUUGAAUAACGGAAGUUUGUCGGCUA